AUGCAAGAUCGCGACGAGAAUGCCCAUCACAAGUCGCGCAUUAUCUCCGUCGUUGCUGCCACCGGUAUAGCCCUCGCUUGUGGAACAAAUUACGCAUAUUCAGCAUGGGCUCCCCAAUACGCCGAGCGCAUGAAACUAUCCGCUACUCAAAGCAACCUCAUCGGUAGCGCUGGAAACAUUGGCAUGUACGCUUCGGGUGUACCCUUUGGUGUCUUGAUCGACACAAAAGGUCCUAGGUGGGCCAUUCUCAUCGGUGCUUUCUCCUUGGCCUGUGGCUAUUUCCCCCUAUACUCGGCCUACCAGAAAGGUGCUGGAUCCAUGAGCUUCCUAGCUCUCUGUUUCUUUGGCUUCCUGACUGGUAUGGGAAGUUGUUGUGCCUUUGCUGGUUCCAUCAAGGUUUCGGCAACAAAUUGGCCCCAUCACAGGGGAACUGCCACCGCAUUCCCCCUGAGUGGCUUCGGACUGAGCGCAUUCGUCUUUACGCUUAUCGGGAGUUUCGCCUUUCCCAAUGACACUGGGGACUAUUUGCUGAUGCUGGCCAUCGGUACCUUUGUCAUGGUCUUCGUCGGAAGCUUCUUCAUGAGAUUGAUGCCUCCAUCUUCUCCAUACCAAGCUGUUCCCACUGAAGAUGAGACUAGACCUCCGCGUAUCAGAAAGAACUCGCACGACCUCCAAUCAGCACGCCACAGUAGAGACGGAAGCAGAUCGAGUCUCUCUGGUGAGCCCAGCACUCAAAAUGCCCCAUCAGAUGAGACUUCACCUCUUGUCUCCCGCGAUGGAGAACCCUCCGUGGAUGAGUCCCAGAUAUCCCAGACCCAAGGCUCACACAAGAAAGACAUUACAGGCUGGGCGCUCGCAAAGAGUCCCUCGUUUUGGAAUCUUUUCAUUCUGCUUGGCUUGCUAUGUGGAGUUGGUCUAAUGACUAUCAACAAUAUUGGAAACAACGCCAAAACACUUUGGCAUCAUUACGAUGAGAACGCGAGUCACGACUUCAUCCAAUCCCGUCAACUGAUGCAUGUAGGCAUCCUUUCGAUUGGUUCCUUCAUUGGCAGGCUGUCUUCUGGCAUUGGCUCAGAUUUUGUGGUCAAGCGCCUGCACUCGUCUCGUUACUGGUCACUUGUCGCCUCGUCAUUGAUUUUCACCAUUGCCCAAGUCUUUGGACUUACGAUCGAAAACCCCACUCAUCUCUACCUACUAUCGAGCGUCACCGGGCUUGGAUACGGCGCACUGUUUGGAGUGUACCCUGCUCUUGUCGCAGACGCCUUUGGCGCCGCAGGACUCGGUAUUAAUUGGGGUGCUAUGACGAUGUCGCCAGUCAUUUCAGGCAAUAUCUUCAACAUAGCGUAUGGUGCCAUUUUGGACAGGCAUUCUGGUUCGGCGGAUGGACACCAUCGUAUCUGCAACGAUGGAAAGUCAUGCUACUCGCAGGCUUAUGUCAUCACGCUUGUUGCAAGUUUCAUGGGCAUCGCGUGGAGUCUGUGGUGUGUACGAUGCGAUACACAAGAGAAGAAGGCACAAAGGAAGCUCUACGAGGAUCACUCGCCCUAG
This is a messenger RNA of Aureobasidium namibiae CBS 147.97, 1548 nucleotides long. RefSeq names its product MFS general substrate transporter. Gene Ontology annotation, biological process: transmembrane transport. NCBI's taxonomy places the organism in Eukaryota, Fungi, Ascomycota, Dothideomycetes, Dothideales, Saccotheciaceae. The transcript is spliced from 7 exons. The record is from RefSeq and is a predicted model, not a curated record. Gene Ontology annotation, cellular component: membrane. Gene Ontology annotation, molecular function: transmembrane transporter activity. Bases 1 to 1548 code for a protein of 515 amino acids.